Molecule: messenger RNA, 894 nt
Organism: Durio zibethinus
Lineage: Eukaryota; Viridiplantae; Streptophyta; Magnoliopsida; Malvales; Malvaceae
Cellular component (GO): chloroplast envelope
Source: RefSeq, a predicted model, not a curated record
AGAAAACCAAAAAAUGCCAUUAUCAUAUCCAGAAAAUAAAACAGUUCGAAAAGACUCAGCUUGUUGCUGGAAAUAAAAUUAGGAGAAAACGCUAUCCACAGUUUCCACAGCUUCUCUAUUUUCCAUUCGUUUCACUGCCAUAUCUUUUCUCUUCAAGAUUAUAACCCAAAACCACAAAAGCUUGUUUCGUUUUCAUCGUUACCAAACAACGUAAAACUAUUUGGCCAAAAAAAAAAGGUAAAGCUAGAAGGCAAUCAUGUCAAAGAAAGGAGGAGCUUCCUUGCAAAAGGAUGCUCCAUGGAGGGCCUCGGCUGGAAAAUCCAUUCCUAAAAUCCACCACUCCCCUGUUCUUCGUCUGGCACAAACCCCCCAUUCCAAUUAUGCCCUCGCCGUCAUGAAGCACCCAGAUCCUGUAGGAAGUGGGUUAGCGAUAGAGGCAAUUGUGGAAUCGGCGGGACCCGAAUGCAUUGUUCCAGGCCAGAUUACACCUGUUAGAUUACUUGGUCUUAAGGUGUGGCCAAUUGACAUUAAUAUGAAAUUUUUGGAACCAGUCGGAAAAGAAUUGAAGUUGCUUGGAAAGUUAAUGGAAGAUGCUGUCAACGUCAUGGAUAAGGCAUUCGCAGAUCGCUAACGGCUUAGGCUUUUUAAGCUAUUGAAAGAAGCAGCAAAUAGGGCUUGCAGUGCUGGCUACUCUAGAUUAUUGUUGCAAUGAAGAGUUUCCUCCUUUGUCAAUUGAAUAAAUCUGGUCUUAUUGGAUCUUUCACUUAGUUUUUACCCUUACAAAUGUUUCGCUUGAUACUUUAUAUCUAUGAUUUGCUGGAAGUUUUAUCCGUAGUCAACUAGUUUAGAAGGAAAACAAAGGAGCAAUUUUAUUCAUGUGAAGCUGCGUUAGUC